Lactuca virosa is the source of this 1251-nucleotide messenger RNA. NCBI's taxonomy places the organism in Eukaryota, Viridiplantae, Streptophyta, Magnoliopsida, Asterales, Asteraceae. The record is from the annotation of a GenBank genome assembly.
AUGGCAGAGCUUCACAACGAUGUCCUUGAGGAAAUAAUGAAAAGAUUGGAUAUGAGCAAUCUAAUCAAAUGCAAAAGCGUAUGUAAGUCAUGGAAAACUUUCAUCUCUAGCACUAGUUUUGUAAACUUCCAUAUGAAUCUUAAUUACCAUCUUGAUUGCAACGAAAGUUAUAUAGAUAGGAGGAUUGUUAUGGGAAGGAUCGCUUCUCCCUAUGAGUCUCGUCACUAUGAAUUUGAUGAUAGAUUCUUUGAUCAUCGUGAUUGUCAUCUUUUUGGUUCUUCCCUUGGCCUCGUAUGCAUCUCUCCAUCCCCUUCUGAAAUUUUAGUAGCCAAUCCCGCAACUAGAGAGGCACAAAGAAUAAAAGAGCAUGAUAUCACUGACGCCAAGUUGUUAUGUUGGGGUUUUGGCUAUGAUUCAUCUGCAGAUGAUUUCAAGGUUAUGAUAGGAUUCACUAAAGGUGAUGGCUUGACUUGUUUUCAAGUAUUAGCUUUGAAAUCAAAUGAAUGGAAAGUAAUUGGGGAUGUGAACUAUUCUAUUGAUAGUAGGAUUGGUAUCUUAUGCAAUGGAGCACUUCAUUGGGUUAUGAAACAAAAUAACAAGAAAGUGAUUCUUUCGUUUUGUUUAUCCGAAGAGGAAUUUAAAGAAAUUCCUCAACCUGAUAAUGAGGAGUAUGAAUCUGAAUCUAGUAAUGCUAGCCUUCCAACUAUGCGUUUAGGGGUUUUGGAUGAAUGUUUAUGUGUAUUUCAUUAUGAUAAGGUUAUUGAUAAAAUAUGGAUGAUGACGAACUACAAUGUAAAGCAGUCUUGGGGAAUAGUUGGAAAGGAUUGUGAGAGAAGAGUAGUUUUACACUCCUUGAAGACGUUGAAGCAUUACAUUCGUUACAAAAAGUCAUGGUAUCGUGAUAUUUUCCUUUUCAGGAAUAGGGAUUUUAUUGGUGCCCCUAUCUAUGUGGAAACUCUUGUAUCUCCUUAUGUUAAUGGGAGUCCAAUGAAAAAGAGGCAAUUAGGUGAUAUCAAGAAACGUUGUAAGUUGCUUAAGGGAGAUCAUUCAGUCCCAGGACCAAGUUCCAGAGUUUGAGGCUGUUGAAGAUAAUUUCUAAUGGAUUUUAGUAUCUUUUGUUUUAUGGUUCUGAAUAAUUUGCAUUUGGUGGAUUUCAAAAACUUAUGUUUGAUGGAUCGUAUAAGUGUUAUUAACUGUUACUUUCUUGUGAUAUAUUGUGUCUGAUAGUGUUAAUGUUUUAAAUACUGCCGC